CUUUUCCCACAGCUCUGAACCUUGUUUUUCAAUAACGUUUUUGUUCAUAUUGAGGACAUUUUACGAUCGGGCCUUUCGCCCGAACCUGGGACUGCUGAAAUCUCCUUCUCCAGCAUAGAAUUGCAAUGCUCUAUUAUUUUUUAUGCUGCGUGUGUCGUAUGUCGGGCUCCCUAUUCACGGAAACAUGUGCGUAUGUCAUUACCCUUCCUCAAGGCAUUAUCGUACGAAUCGACGACUCGUGUCCUGAGCCACGACGCAGGUUCACAGCGCAUCGACAAGCUAGUCAUAGGGUCACUGCGAAGCACCUCGCAAUAUUUCUGAUGAGCCGGUACUACAGUUCGACAGUAUUUCAUUGCUCGAAAGAAGUCACCUGACGUGGAAUUGUCGUAACUAGAUACAGCGCUAUUCAUAAAGAACGUUCUUUGCAGCGUUCAUGCAGUACCAGGCAGUAUUUCAGGCCUUUCAUUCAAGAAUGUCCCGUCAUCAGGUAUUCUGACCUUAUUUCCGGACCAGCUCUGCGUAUCAUCACCACCGAGGGAAGUGUGCACCUUGAUCCAUGCUCUACUCUGCACGAGGUCCUCCCACUGGACUUUUUCCUGAUCGUCCGUUCCAUGCUUGUAGAAUCGUCAGAGAUCCUCUAGGACCGGCGCUCGUCCCGCACGAAUUCACGAUCGAUUCCAGGAUUAUCCGUCAAGCUAAAGAUAAUGAAAGUUAGCAUCACACAGGAUAUUCUUGCCAUUGGCAUGGCAGCGCAUG
Molecule: messenger RNA, 756 nt
Organism: Desarmillaria tabescens
Lineage: Eukaryota; Fungi; Basidiomycota; Agaricomycetes; Agaricales; Physalacriaceae
Exons: 3
Coding region: 126-374 (82 amino acids)
Source: RefSeq, a predicted model, not a curated record